Catharus ustulatus (Swainson's thrush) is the source of this 5852-nucleotide messenger RNA. RefSeq names its product regulator of telomere elongation helicase 1 (gene RTEL1). The coding region runs from base 122 to 3943 and encodes 1273 amino acids. Gene Ontology annotation, biological process: DNA replication; telomeric loop disassembly; negative regulation of DNA recombination. Gene Ontology annotation, molecular function: DNA binding; ATP binding; DNA polymerase binding. Lineage: Eukaryota; Metazoa; Chordata; Aves; Passeriformes; Turdidae. Gene Ontology annotation, cellular component: nucleus. The record is from RefSeq and is a predicted model, not a curated record. The transcript is spliced from 34 exons.
CAAGGCCAGGUUGGACAGGGCUGGAGCAACCUGGUCUGUGGAAGGUGUCCCUGACCGUGGGAGGGAUUGAAUGAGGUGAACUUCCAAGUCUCUUCCAGCCCUAUCAUGGUGUGAUAUCACCAUGACAUCAGGGUCAUCACAGUCUGCCCUUCCUUACAGGCACCUCAGGGAAGGAACCAUGCCCAGGAUCACUCUGAACGGGAUCACAGUGGAUUUCCCCUUCCAGCCCUACCCAUGCCAGGAAGCCUACAUGGCCAAGGUGCUAGAAUGCCUGCAAAAGAAGGUGAAUGGCAUUUUGGAGAGCCCCACAGGCACAGGGAAGACCCUCUGCCUGCUGUGUUCCACCCUGGCCUGGCGGGAGCACUUCAAGGACACCAUCUCAGCCCGGAAAAUCGCGCAGCGCAUGAACGGGGUGGAGCUCUUUCCUGACAGACCUGUGUCCUCCUGGGGCACUGCUGCCACAGAUGGAGAUGUCCCAACUUAUUACACUGACAUUCCAAAAAUAAUUUAUGCCUCCAGGACUCACUCCCAGCUUACACAGGUCAUUAAUGAGCUAAAGAACACAGUGUACAAGCCAAAGAUUUGUGUGCUGGGAUCCAGGGAGCAGCUCUGCAUCAAUCCUGAAGUGAAGCGACAGGAGGGCAACCACAUGCAGAUCUACAUGUGCCGAAUGAAGGUGAUGGCUCGUGCUUGUCAUUUCUACAACAAUGUGGAAGAAAAGAGUACAGAGAAAGAGCUGAUUGAGUCAAUCAUGGAUAUUGAAGACUUGGUUAAAAAUGGAAACAAGCACAGAGCUUGUCCUUAUUAUCUCUCUCGAAGCCUGAAGCAGCAAGCAGACAUUAUUUUUAUGCCUUACAACUAUUUACUAGACUCAAAGAGCAGGAAAUCACACAACUUGGACCUGAAGGGGACUGUGGUGAUACUUGAUGAAGCCCACAAUGUGGAGAAGUUGUGUGAAGAGUCCUCUUCUUUUGAUUUGACUCCCUAUGAUUUGGCUUCAGCAGUGGAUGCAAUAAAUGUUGUCCUGGAGGAGCAAGCCAAAGUGGUUCAACAGAAUGAAAUCAAUGCUGAAUUCAACAUGGAGUUGGCCAGUUCAGGACUGAACAUGGAACUGGAAGAUAUAGCAAAGAUCAAGAAAAUUCUUCUUCAGCUUGAAAGCGCUAUUGAUGCAGUGGAGCUGCCAGCAAAUGGUAGUGGAGUUACCAAAGAGGGAAGCUACAUCUUUGAUCUGUUUGCAGAGGCCCAAAUAACACUGCAGACCAAAUCCUCCCUCUUGGAGUCCCUGGAGCAGAUUUUACAAUUUCUCACAGGCCGUACUGGAAUAUUUAUCAAUACAUCUGGAUUACAUAAGGUCUCAGAUAUUAUCCAGACAGUGUUCAGCAUUGAUCCCCCAGAAGGAGUCACAACAGGGUUCCUGCCACGUCAGGCAAUAUCUAAAUAUUACAAGGUACAUAUUCAUGUGGAUAAUGGUAAUCAGAAAAAGAAACAAAGGACAGAUCUCUGGAAUUCGUCAUCUUCCAAAAAACAAGGGAAGACUUUAAGCUAUUGGUGUUUCAGCCCUGGGUACAGCAUGCAUGAGCUCGUUCGACAGGGAGUCAGGACAAUCAUCCUCACCAGUGGGACACUCUCCCCCCUCUCAUCAUUUACCAUGGAAAUGCAGAUCCCUUUUCCUGUUUGCCUGGAGAAUCCUCAUGUAAUUGAUAAACACCAGCUCUGGGUAGGGAUCAUUCCAAAGGGGCCUGAUGGAGCUGUGCUUACUUCCACCUAUGAAAGAAGGUUUUCAGAGGAUUAUUUAUCUUCUCUGGGAAAAACAAUUGGUAACCUGGUGCGAGUUGUGCCACAUGGGCUGUUGGUGUUCUUCCCAUCAUAUCCUGUCAUGGAUAAGAGCCUGGAAUAUUGGAGAGAGCACGAUUUUGCCAAAAGAAUAGAAGAGGUGAAGCCGAUGUUUGUGGAACCCAGGAACAAAGGAAGCUUUUCAGAGGUUAUUGAUGCCUACUAUGAUAAAGUCACCUGUCCUAAGUCCAAUGGAGCUGCAUUUCUGGCAGUGUGUCGGGGCAAGGCCAGUGAAGGCUUGGACUUUGCAGACAUAAAUGGAAGAGGAGUCAUCAUUACUGGGCUUCCAUUUCCCCCUCGUAUGGAACCCAGAGUCAUUUUAAAGAUGCAGUUCCUGGAUGAGAUGAGGAGAAGUGGUGCAGGUGCACAGUAUCUGUCUGGGCGUGAGUGGUACAGCCAGCAGGCGUCCCGGGCUGUCAACCAGGCCAUCGGCCGCGUCAUCAGGCACCGCCAGGACUAUGGGGCCAUCUUCCUGUGUGACCACAGGUUCACAACUUGUGAUGUCAGAGGCAAGCUGCCUUCCUGGGUCCGUCCCUACGUGAACGUUUAUGACAACUUCGGACACGCGGUCAGAAGCGUCUCCCUCUUCUUCCGUGUUGCUCAAGAAAUUAUGCCCCCACCCCUGCCUCAGUGCCCUCCUGGACGUACUGGUUCCCUAAGUGAAAGCAGUGCAACACCAUCAACUUCAUCUGAGCAAAUCCUCUCCCUGCAAAAAGCUAAAAACCUGGAUGACCAUGUUCCAAGUUUGAAGAGGAAAAGGAAAGUAAAUGGAGAUGGAGCACCCAGCCUGUGUGUGGAGUAUGAGCAAGAGUUUGUCUCACCCCGAAGAAAAUGUGUUGGGCUCUUGGAUGCCUUGGAACGCAGUGAGAAGAGCAGUGAAGAUGCAGAGGAGGAAACUGAUUUGCCAGGAGAGGAAAAGGCACAUCGUCUGUCCACACUUUCCCUUCAGUAUGAGAAGAGAUUAACAGAUGAGCAGAAAGGAGGAAGGAAGAAAAUAAAGCUAGUCAGCAAUACACAGGAGCGGAGAGCAGAGCCAGCAGAGCCCAAGAAGGCGCGAGCCACGUUUUACAUCGCCACGGUGAAGGACACCCUGAGCCAGCAGAACUACGAGCUCUUCUCCAAGGCCCUGCAGCAGUACAAGAAGACAGAUGACUUCCAUGCCAUGCUGUCCCAAAUGAGCUCCCUCUUCUUAGAGGAUGAAAAAAAGCACGUCUUGCUGCGAGAUUUUUACCAGUUUGUUCGACCCCAGCACAAAAAGCAGUUUGAUGAAGCGUGCUGCAAUCUGACUGGAAUGGGCUGUGGCUACAAACCUGAGCACAGCCUCCCACGGGAGGAGAGGGAGAUCCUGGCCAAGAAAAUGGAAGAAAAACAAAGCCAGCAGAAAAGUACAUUCUCCAAGGCCUCGUGUGCUCAGCUGAACACUGGGCUCCACCUGAACCAAGGAGGAUCCCACUUGGCAACAGGACUGAAUAGUGCAGGGCAGAAUGCCAGUGCAGUUCCAAGGAAGGAGGCUGAAAAGGCUCCAGCCUCCAGGAGAGAGCAUCACCAGGCCCUCAGGACUGCCUAUCUCAGUGAUGUGCAGAGAGCUUUGGAUAAAAGCAGCUACAGCCAGUUCUAUGAGGCUCUGCUGGCUUACAAGAAGACGGAUAAUUACGAUGCCAUGGUGUCGGUGAUAGCAGCCCUGACCACGGAGAGGCCACAGGACUUUCAUCUCCUACAAAGGUUUUACAUGUUUGUGCGUCCUCACCACAAAGAGCAGUUCAGAGAGCUGUGUAAGGAUUUGACUGGAAUGGUCUGUGGUGAUGGAGAGAAGGAACUGCAACAACUGGAGCAAAGUCAAGUGAAACCCCAGAGCUUGGAGAGCUGCACAAAAAGAAUCAGCCAUGUACAAGACGCAGCCCCUUCUAAGAGUGGGGCCCCAGAAAAAAUUCAGAGUAAGAUUUCCUCCUUCUGCUUUAGCCAGAAAAGUGAACUUCAGUUGCCAAAGACUGAAGUGUCCAAAGAAACCAAUAAUGUGAGAGCACCCACAGACCCUGGAGUUGUGCCCAUCUGUCCUGUAGAGAUGGAACCAGAGUGUGGUGGUGAAGAGGUGCCCCAAGUGCUGCAGUGAUGUAAAGAAGAAAAGAUUACUCCAAGUUUUCUUCUGGUCCUGAUCCUAGCCACAGAAAGGGCAGGAAGCCCUUUGUGCCAGCAGCAGGCAGUGGCUGUGCUCUGGCUCUUGCUGAGCAGGAGCAGGAUGGAGGUUCCUUUAAAUCCCUGGGAUCUUUGUCUCUGGAGUAUGAGCUGAGCACCAGCCUGGAUUGUUUUCUAACCAAGGUGAUCAGCUCUGAAAGAUCUGACUGCAGGAGACAAAGCUGAAUAUAAUCCUCUGUUAGAACUAAGAAAGCCACUUUUUUACUUAUUUUAUACUCUGAAUUCUCCUGUGGCCACUCUUAGGCUGAAAUUUUCUAUCCUGGAGGCAUCUAUCCUUUUUUUUGGCCCUUCAGGUUGUGGAAAAACCCCAGGAAUGCUCCCACAAUGGAACUGAGCUGGCUGAGGAGGUCAGACUCCCAUCCCCACCCCAGGGAUGUUCCUGGAAGAGGUGAUUUGCAGUCACUGUUUGGGGUUUGGCACCCCAUUGUCUCCAGCAGCAGAAGAUACUGAAAGGAGCCUUUUUUACAAACUCCUCUGGGGGAUGGUGAGCAGAAGCUCCCUCUCAUCUGCUGUGCACCCCAAAGCCUGAUUCCAUCAUCCACCACGCUGGGAUUUUUUGGAACAUGCUUCUGAAGAGGCUUUAUUCUUCACUCAGUGCUGGUAUUUCCAUCUGCCUGUGUUACCUAAUUUGCCUUCCAAGAAAAAGAAGGAGCUAAAUUAUUUAAAACUUUUAAAUUAAUCAAGUUAGAUGGGUUAAAAAAAAACUCCUUAAUACUCCCACUCUCUGUGAGUAGUGUGUAUAAGUGGUUAACCUAAAAAAUUGUAUCCAUUUUAAAUCUUCUGCAGCUGCUGUAAAUUAGACUGUAAAAUAAAACUAUUUUGUCUAAAUUUGGUUUGGUUAGAUUUAAAAAAAAGGAAUUUAAAAAAACCACCAGGUAUAAAAACAUUGGAUAUUGAGUCCUAAUGGCCCUGGUAGGAGCAAGUGGAAAAACUGUAGCCUGUAGGUGAUUUUCAUAUCAAUGGAAUUUGGAAAAUUUUAUGUUAAUGAAAUGUUAUUCUUAAUAAAAUUGAAAAGUGAGCUGCAUUUUAACAAAGUUUCCUAUUUCCCCUGGUUGUAGAAUUCAAGCUCAGUGUUGCUUAAAGUCUCAGUGUUGCUGGCAGUGAAAUGGAACUUCUGUACUUCAUUAACUAUUAAAAUAACAAAGGCUUAGGCAGGAAUUCAUGUAGUUCUGGGCUAUUAUAUAUUAUCAUGUUAAAAUUUGUGGAUGAAUGUUACCUUCUGGCCAUGUAUCUAUUCAGUGCAGCAAAGCAAAAGUAAUGCAGAUAAAGCUCUAGAUGUUUCAGAUGUAAGUGGGGGAAAUGACAGAAAAAUGUUAUGUAAAUACAGGUGUGUUGUAAAAAUGACCAGAAGAAUAUUUGGAGUGAGGCUGGGAGCAGUGGGCAGUGCAAUGUUGUUUCUUGGUGGGUAGCUCAGUGCCAGCUCUGCUGGGAAGGUCUCUGCCAGGAAAGCUGCAGCUGAGUGCUUGUGCCACUGGAGGGAAACCACAGCACAGCUCUGCUCGGGUUUGCUGAUGGAAAUUACCUGCUGUGGGCUGCAGCAAUGCUGCCAGAUCCUGCAGGACAGAAGGAAACACUUGAGAAGUAUUGUGGGGAGAAGAAUUGCCCCCCAUGCUUGGGAAGGGGUCACAAAUAUGAUGCUGUUCUUUCCCCACAGCUAAAGUAGUUUUAAGGCUGUGCUUUUUCCUGGAGUUGUUUCACUUUGAAGACUGUUCCUCUGUUCUGAGGCAGGGCAGAGAAGCAAUGCUGAGAAUAUCUCAGUGCCUUCAAGAGAUUCACAGAAUGGUUGGGGGUGGAAGGGACCUCUGGAGAUCACCCAGUCCUCCCCC